AUGGGGACCACUUCAGGACAAACGUUCUUACCGGAGGACGGACUACCGUAUGGUAUGCCAAGCGGAGCAAGCCCCGCGCUGCACCCUAGCACUCCCUUCGUUAAUCCUCCGGUGCAUCAAACUACGGUCGAAGCGGAGCUUCUGGCUCAAAUGAUUUCCCUUCGGAAGGAAAUGGCCAAGCUCCAAGAACAUAACAACCUCCUCUCGUCCAAGGUAGACGAAACUCAGCGGCUGCUUAAUCAGCAGGAAACACAGAAUAUUCAGUCUAUAGAACCUUCCCAGAGUCUGCAGACCCCCGGUCGGUAG
Molecule: messenger RNA, 306 nt
Organism: Prunus armeniaca (apricot)
Lineage: Eukaryota; Viridiplantae; Streptophyta; Magnoliopsida; Rosales; Rosaceae
Source: the annotation of a GenBank genome assembly